Messenger RNA from Thlaspi arvense, 915 nucleotides. NCBI's taxonomy places the organism in Eukaryota, Viridiplantae, Streptophyta, Magnoliopsida, Brassicales, Brassicaceae. The record is from the annotation of a GenBank genome assembly.
AUGGACAGUGUUGUACAAGCUCGCCCAGCAUCGCUCGAUGCUACAUCCGAUCCACCAACUCUUUUCGAUGGAACCACGAGACUGUACACAAGCUACAUUUGCCCAUUUGCUCAGCGAGUUUGGAUCACCAGAAACAUCAAGGGUUUGCAAGAAAAGAUUAAACUUGUUCCUUUGGAUCUUGGGAAUAGGCCUGCUUGGUACAAGGAGAAAGUAUACCCAGAGAACAAGGUGCCAGCGCUUGAGCACAAUGGAAAAAUCAUUGGGGAGAGUCUGGAUUUGAUUAAAUAUCUUGAUAAUACUUUCGAGGGGCCUUCACUUUACCCCGAGGAUCAUGCAAAAAGAGAGUUUGGCGAAGAGUUGUUGAAUUACACUGAUACAUUCGUUAAAACUAUGUUUGUGGCACUCAAAGGAGACCCCUCUAAAGAAACCGCACCUGUGUUAGAUUAUCUGGAAAACGCUCUGCAUAAGUUUGAUGACGGGCCAUUCUUCAUUGGCCUGUUGAGCUUGGUUGAUAUCGCCUAUAUCACGUUCAUUGACAUGUUUCAAGUCAUACUCAAUGAAAUUUAUAAGUGCGACAUUACUGCAGAACGUCCCAAAUUAUCAGCUUGGGUCGAGGAAAUGAACAAGAUUGAUGCCUUUGCAGAAACCAAGAUCGAUCCCAAGGAGAUUGUUGAGAUUUUCAAGAAAAAGUACAUGGUGUUGAUUUUAUCGGAUCCAAGCAUGGUAGAAGCUAUUAUGCCUUUAGGAUAUGGCUAUCUAGGUGUGAACGUUUGUUGCUUUGGGUCAAUUUCGGUCCUGGGAAUGAUAGUAGCAUCCGGUCCGGACGCAAACCGAGCUUUGGUCAAUGGCAAGGAAGCACUUAGAGGUAUAAAGAACCGGACCAAACCACCUGGUAUGGAUAUGAAGUACGAAUAA